Messenger RNA from Ogataea parapolymorpha DL-1, 825 nucleotides. RefSeq lists its product as uncharacterized. Gene Ontology annotation, cellular component: nucleus. Gene Ontology annotation, biological process: tRNA N1-guanine methylation. Gene Ontology annotation, molecular function: tRNA binding. The transcript has a single exon. Bases 1 to 825 code for a protein of 274 amino acids. The record is from RefSeq and is a predicted model, not a curated record. NCBI's taxonomy places the organism in Eukaryota, Fungi, Ascomycota, Pichiomycetes, Pichiales, Pichiaceae.
AUGGAGAAGCCCUACCAGAGACAGAAACCGGUCAUUCCGGAGGGGAUGAGCAAGUCUGCGUGGAAAAAGGAGCAGAAACGGCUACGAUGGGAGGAAAAUAGGGAAAAAAUGCGCGAGACACGCAGAGAAAAACGGAAAGCUUUGAAGGAGACCAGGAAGCUGAAAAAUGCUGAUAAGCCAAAGCGCGACAAGAUCGAGCAGCAAGAAGCCGGCUAUUCGGUUAUUGUGGACUGCGAUUUCGACGAUUUGAUGCUUGAAAAAGAGAUAGUGUCCAUGAGCAACCAGUUGGUGACUAGUUACGCAGACAACAAAAAGUACCCUUACAGAGUGGAUAUAACAGUGACGUCCUUUGGAAAGCGAAUGAAGGAGCGGUUCGAUCGCGUGCUCCCGCACUACCAGAACUGGAAGCCAGAGCACAUGAAGUUUACCGAGGAAAAGUUAGAGAGCGUGCUACCAGAGGAUUUAUCAAAGGUUGUGUAUCUAACGGCAGACACAGACGAAAAGCUCGAAACAUUGGAGCCAGGAAUGACGUACAUUGUUGGAGGCAUUGUGGACAAGGGCCGUCAUAAACUGCUGUGCAAGAAUAAGGCAGACAAGCUAGGGAUUUCCACCAAAAGGCUUCCAAUAGACGAGUAUAUCAAGGUGAGUGGCCGUCGAGUUCUGGCCACGUCGCAUGUGGUGGAAAUGUUGAUUAGAAAGCGAGAGUUCGACAGCUGGAAAGACGUUUUUGAGGCGGUGAUUCCGAUGCGGAAGGUGAAGAAACCAAGCUGUGGAGGGACUGGCGACGAGAAGGAGGAGGAAGAAAGCAGCAACGAUUCUAAUUAA